AUGGAAAGAAAUAACAAAGUUUUAGAAGAAAUCAGUAUUCCUACAAGUGAUUUGAAGAUAAAGUCCAUUCAGGAUUUGUUGAAGCUGUCAAAAGAAUCCUCUGGCAACAAUAAGGAGUUUUGGAAUCAGGUUGCAGACAAUCUGUGGUCACAUUUACAAACAGGAUUUAAAACAUUUGAUGAUCAGUUACUGUGUGCUACAUGUUUCUAUACAGUGUUACCAUGCACAGACAAACAGGAUACCUAUUUAACAGAAUUAUUGCAUAUGAUUGAAGAGGAAUUGUCCAAUAGAAAUAAAGAAGACAGCUCAUCUAAAACAUAUAAUGUGGUGUCAAUGAUGUACGGAAUAUUUCAAUCAACUUUUCUAAUUCAGAAAACCCACAGUGAUGUCACUAAAUCAGUUUUGAAACCAGUAUUUGAUUUACUUCUGCUUAUGGGAUAUGAAUAUUCACAGUAUACAUUCAUUUCAUUUAAGACCAUGAAGUUAUUCAAAAAAGUCCUGGGCACUGAUUUUCAAGAAUGCAUCUUUAGCAAAGAACAUCAAAUCAAGUUACUUAACUUUAUCAACCAUAAUUGGGAGAACCCUGUAACUGGAAUAAGAGAUUUGAAUAGAUCUGUGUUCCAAACAUUAUUAACAACACUAGAUGAUGAAAUGUACCAAACAGUGAUGCAAGAAAUCAAUUCAUUCUACUGGAACAAAGCAAAGUAUUUAAUGCUUUCAGAGGUCAUUGAAUACAAAAAUGCAAAAUCCCUUUCUUUGUUAAAUGAAAAUAAGUGGGUUGAUGGUCUCACAUACAGUUUACACAAACCAGGGCUAGUGUCUGCUGGAGCUGACAUGUACUAUGCAUUGCUAAAACAAAUCGAUUUCGAAAAAGAUUGGUGUACAGUGUUUCUAAAUGAUGUCAUCAAAAUUCUAAUUGGAUCUAGCAGCAAAGCAAUUGAGAAUUUUCAUAAUUUCUGGUGUUUGAUAACCAUGAAGAAGUUUCCAAGUUUACACCACAUAUUGCUUGAAGAGUUGAGGAAUCAUGAUAAGAUUGAGCAGAAUCUGUGCAGUCAACUAUGUAUAAUGAAACAAGCCAAUAGAAAAGGUUUGCUUGAAAAGAAUUGGAAAUCUCCUGAACAUUUUGAUCACAUUGAAAAAACUGUAUUGAUAGGUUUAGAUCAUUGUAAUGCUUACAUAAGAACACUAGCUUUUGAUAUAGUCUGUGUAUCACAAGGGAAGGUAGCUCCAAGUCAAUUAGAAUAUGAUUUAAUAUUAGAAUUCAUACACAAUAAUAUAAAUUCAGAUUGCACUGUGUUAAGGUUGAGUAUGUUGAAUAGUCUUAAUAUAUUUUUAACACAACUGCAUUCUACAUUUUUAAAUGUCAUGAUCAAAGACGAAACUAAUGAAUCUUUCCAAAACAGAAAAAUACUAUUGGAAUUUUGUACUAAAUUACAGAAUUCUGUCGUCACUUCAAUCAAUUUAAAUGGUAACUAUCAGAGAAAGAUCACUUCUGUAAAACUUUGUAGUACAAUAAUAAGUUGUUUUAGUGAAAUUCCUAAUAAGAGAAGAGGUCAGAUACGAAAUAUGAACAUGACAUUGAUUGAGUAUGUGAAAGAAAAAGGAUGUUGGGUUCUGUCCACUGACGAUUUUGUUUUAAAGCUAAUCAGUUUGUUAAAAGACCCUACAGAUGAUGUGAGGGAGAAUGUGGUAAAGUUACUACUGAACCAUUACUCUGAGGAGUUAAAGAACCCAAACAUUAACCAACAUUUAGUAAAUGGCGCUCUGAAAAGCAUGAGAAGCAAAUUCUUUUAUGAAAUCAGCUGUGGCCAGAGCAUGUUCAAAUUAAUAACUAAUUUAGUAAUUAAACACAAACAUUCCAUAGGGCAGUACAAAAAUGUAGAAGACAUAUUUUAUUUUGCGUACAAUGAAUUAAUAAGUGAACAUAAAGCGAAAACGAAUAUAAUGAAAUCAAUUGAAAUGGGGAAACAGUUACAUUCCUUCAUGAACAUUUUAUUAGUUGUACUGGAAACAUGUAUAGCAAAUUCAUACAAAAUUGAUAUUAAUGGUGUUAUGUCUGAGUUUGUCGAGGUUUUGGAAAGUAUUUCUAAUCAAUUUGCUUGGGAAGAAGACAGUUCAACAAGUUCAGAUUUUUCAAAAAUGAGUGAUAUGGUAGAGAAUAUUAUUGAUAACUCUGGCUUGACAGUCAAUGAUGAGAUUGAUGAAACAAAAAUAUCAGGUUUUCAUCAAAUAGUGUUGAAUUCUCUAUGGCUGAAUGUUAAGGCAUCAUGCGACCUAUCGUCGCUAUUGGUACAACUGAAUGUGGACGAUGCCGUUAUGGCAGAGAAAUGUCUUAACAUCAUAACUCAUGUGUUGGAGACAUCUCGACACAAAGGAGCUAUAGAAGCCGCUGGAGCUUCCUUAGGAAAGGGCAUUCAAUUCUUAACUUCAUUGCCAGAAGAAUAUAAAACUUCAGAAGUACCUAACACAUUACUUAAAUGUAAACUGAAUGACUUAAUAUCAGAAACAAAUAAAAUGGCAUCUAUAACGAGAAGAGGUGCAGGUCUGUCUAUAAUGGUGCACAGAAUUGUAUCAAGUGAUAUGAAGAAGGGGAAACCAUUAUUCCACUACUUCAUUAAUACUUUAUUGGAGAUCUGUAAUUCGACAAAGGAUACUCCUAAAAGAAAUGAUGAAAAUCAAAUUGAUCUACCAAAAGCAAUCUACAUACAUUUCUUAACAAGAAUCGUCACUGACAGCGGUUUGGCUUCAGACAUGAUGUUUUAUUUUGCUAAAUUAGCCGAGCUUGCUUUUGGUAAUCUUACUAGUGCUCAUUGGCAAAUCAGGAAUGCGGCUCUUCAGUUGUAUGGAGCCUUGAUCCCAAAACAAAUUGGUGAGAAGAAAGCUUCAGGUAGUGAUGAGCAAACUACAGCGACUGUCGCAUGCGAUGAGCUCCGAACUCAUUCACCAAAGCUAUGGAAAUACAUAAUGCAACAGUUAAAGCUAAGCAACCAACCAGAUAUGGUACAGUCACACUCAAACUUAGUACCAAUUCUGAAUCUAUUGGCAAAUAGUGCAAAGCGAUACAACUUUUCUUUUGAUAUGCAAAAUCAGGAAACUGCUGAUGAGGAUUUGUUAAAAUGUUUGCUAUUACUCCUCAACAGUCCCAUACAUACAGUCAGGCGAUUAACAGCUAAAUGCAUAUUUAACAUCUAUGAUGUACAAAAAAUCUGUAGUGUUCUACUAAAUCAUGUUUUUUUAUCAGAGAAUGAUCUGCACGGAAGUUUAAUUUUGUUAAGCUUAUGCCAAAAAUAUUAUGUAUUGAAUCAAGCAUAUAAAGAAUUUAAGCAGCUCAAGCAUAGAUUUGAGAAAAUAUUUUCUAGUGGUAACCAUUCAUAUCUAAGCAAAACAUUGUUUGAAGAUAUUUUCAUAAACAGUUACAUAUUAGAAGAUAUGGCAGCAACAAUUUUGGAAAUUAUUAGCUCAGUGCACUUGCCUGGUGUUGACCUGUGGGCAGAAGCUCGAAUGAAGAAAUAUAUAAAGUUAUCUGAAUGGAAUGAAAUACCAAAUCUGUUACAAAUCAUAUUGAAAUUAAGUAAUUACGAAAAGUAUUGUGAAUUUAUUCUCAUCAAAGUUAAGGAGCAAAAAUGCUCAGACACAGGUCAUUUAUUAAAUAUAGUUGAUAUUUUGCUAUCAUUUGAGAAGAAAUAUUACAGUAGUAUUACAUGGAAAAUAAUUUAUGAUAUAUCUUUACAAACUAAUUUAUCAAAUCAUUUAGAUAUAGCCGAACUUUUGAAAGUUGUAGAGGAAAGGCAAUCGGUGUACAUUACAAGAUUUAUGAUUCCAUUGAUGGCCAGAAAUAUUAUGUACCUGCAGAAAGACGGCCAGUUGUCCUUGGUGCAGAUCAUUCGAAAAUUAAGUGAUUUUGAAAUAUCGGAUGUUGAUAUGAGAUAUAUCGCAGCUAUAGCUAACAAUGAACUAGCAAAUGAAUUUGAUAACUUGCCAGAUUCAGUGAAAGUUAUUACAAUUAAAUGUGCAAUAAUGCUUCUACAGGAUGAAGAUGAGGAUGUUAGAAACAAAAGUGUAAUAUACUAUAGUAAAUUAAGUAAACAAGAAAGAGUUAUUCAACCAUAUAUUUGCUUAAAUAAUAUACUUAAUAGACAAUUUUUGUACAAGAAACUAAAUGGAUCUCAACAUUCAAUGAAUGAACUUGUAAAAGAACUUUCUAAUAUAUUACAAUCCAACCACAACAUUGAUGAAUACAAUCCUUUUGCUAAUGAUUCCAAAAAUAUUUACCUUGAACCUGAUGUACUUAAACAGCUUAUUAAAAACUUGAAAACUCCUUAA
This is a messenger RNA of Spodoptera littoralis (African cotton leafworm), 4323 nucleotides long. The record is from the annotation of a GenBank genome assembly. Lineage: Eukaryota; Metazoa; Arthropoda; Insecta; Lepidoptera; Noctuidae.